UCAAAAGUUUAGUAGAGGUAGUUGCAUUCUUCUGCGAACCAUAGACUCAGAAAUCAGUUUUGAGAGGAAGCAUGCGAUGGAAUUAGCUGUCGGUAAUGCUGUUGCUUUGAGUUUAUAUAUUUAACUUGAAGACAAGUUGUUUGAUAAUCCAAGUAGAUAAAGAAAGAGCACAUCAUGGCAAGAUAAUGGUGGGAAAGUUCUUAUAGCAGGGAUUUUGAGGACUGUAUUGUUAAGUAAAGGACCUUAAGGUAAACCAGACAACCCUGCAAUCAAAAUCUUAUUUAAAUGUUUUGAAAUUAUAGUUGUUCUGCAAACGUCUGUUUAAUGGUAAUCUUUUCCUUACCUCUCUACAUAUCAAAUCAUUUGUCUGAAACCUGGAACCGAAGUUUAUGUACGGAAGUUAGAAAUCAUUCUCAGUAUAGAAAGUUGAGAGUUCUGAUUCCAGUGGUUUGAAGGAAGAUAAAUUACUGUGGCACAGAAUGUCUCCAAGCUUCUUACUGAGUGGACACUUGAAUAUUUGCAGAGUGGGUGAAGAAAUCAGACAGCUUGUCAGAGAGAAUGUUUUGCCGAACCAAAUAUGAUGGUAUUUUGGGAUGGUAUUACCUCUGGCAGAGGUGGAUUAAUGGGCAGGCUGUAAAUGAGACUGACAUAAUAGGAACUGGUUGUCGUGCCUACGCUGUAUGUGUUUCAGGAGGCUGACAUGCAUGUGGAUAAAUAUGCCAGCAAAUCUAAAAUCUGAAGCACUUGUGAUCAGCAGCUGGAAAUGGAAAGAGAUGACCUCUCCCCUCCACCAUCCAACACUUAAGCAAUGGGAACAGAAGGUCUAAAGGGCAGAGAAUGCGUCUUGCUGUGCUCGGCUCUGGCCCGUGGGUUGUUUUAAUGUUACGGUUUUUGGGAAAUGCAGUUGGCUUCCUAAAUUGCUCUCUUUGUGUAGGCAAGGCCUUGCAAUGCUGGGUAGGAAUUCAGUUUCUCAAGUGUUCACAGAGCUUUUUCAGGGCUGACAGUUAUUUAAUGCGAUCAUAUAAAACACAAUUUCUUGUGGUGUUUUUUUUGUUAGCUCUAUAGAGGCUUUGACAGAAGGCAGUUCUGAAGUGCCUUUGUACAUUUUCUAAAUGGCGUUAAAAAUGUUGUGGGGCACAUACUGCAAUUUGUCUGCUUAAAAUUACCUGACAGAAGUGAUGAUAAUACCUGAGCUCAAACAGUUCUCCGGGCCUCUGCUGCUGGGAGAGAGAAGAAAGGCUGAAAUUCUCCCUGGGUUUCCAGCAAGAAUUCCCGUCACGUCCCAGGGUGUCAGAGGUGUGUGUUCAAGGGGGGGAAAAGGAACUGAAUUAGUCUUUAGCAGGUGCCUGAUGGAGUUUAGCAAGCUAGAGUUAAUUUUAAUUCUGUUUGUAGGUCUGAUGCUGGCUCUACACUGCACCGAUAGCUCUUUUAAAGCAUUACAUGAAAUUUCCUGGAUUGAGACAGGCUUUAAAAGAGGAUGCAGACACACUUCUGAGAUACCAAGCCUGGGGGAGCACGUUGCAUCUGUCGGCAUUCAUUUCAGUUGGUGUUUUCUUUAGUUACUUUGCAGUGUGGAUAUUUCCUUAAACUUCAUUUAGAGAAAACAGUAUGCAUUGUCUGCAGUAAAUAAUUUUACAAUGUUCUGUAGAAAUACAUUGAGGACUGCUUGCAGUUUUUGCCUCCUUGUGCUGAAGUCACUUUAAACCCAUCACCCCAGCCUGCAGAGUCGUCAGGCAGAAAUCUUUCCAUGGAGGUAGAUGAGUUGUUCCUGCAUCGGUUUUGCUCGAGCGUACUGAACAGAGCCACGAAAUAACGGGUAGUAAUGAAACCUGUUGGAAUUUUAGAGGAGCAUCUUAGUCUCUUUGAUCUUGCUAACGAGCAAUGAUUCAAGUGCUACAGAUUGUAAAGGAUCUGGUGUCACCAGCAAGGCGGAGAACAGAUGCUGCUAAGAAAGGUGCAGAUGCUGAGCAGGAUGCUGCUAUCAAACUUGCCCAAGAACGAGCAGAGAUAGUUGCCAAGUAUGACAGAGGACGGGAAGGCGCACAGAUUGAACCAUGGGAAGAUGCUGAUUAUCGUCUUUACAAAGUCACGGAUAGAUUUGGGUUUCUACAUCCAGAGGAGCUUCCUGUCCAUGAUGCAGCGAUAGAAAAGCAAAAACACCUUGAAAUUGAAAGAACUACAAAAUGGCUUAAGAUGCUGAAAAGCUGGGAAAAAUACAAGAAUAGCGAAAAGUUUCAUAGGAGAAUUUAUAAAGGAAUCCCACUGCAGUUCAGAGGGCAAGUUUGGUCUUUACUGCUUGAUGUCCCGAAAAUGAAAGAAGAAAUGAAAGACUUUUAUAAUAAAUUGAAGUGUCAAGCACGAGGGUCUUCACCAGAUAUUAGGCAAAUUGAUCUGGAUGUAAAUCGAACAUAUAGAGAUCAUAUCAUGUUUCGGGACAGAUAUGGUGUUAAGCAACAGUCUUUAUUCCACGUUUUAGCUGCAUAUUCCAUAUAUAAUACGGAGGUCGGAUACUGUCAGGGAAUGAGCCAGAUCACAGCUUUACUCCUGAUGUACAUGAAUGAAGAAGAUGCCUUCUGGGCGUUGGUGAAACUUCUCUCUGGUCCAAAGCACGCUAUGCAUGGUUUUUUUAUUCCUGGGUUUCCAAAACUCUUGAGGUUUCAAGAACAUCAUGACAAAAUACUGAAAAAAUUUUUGUCCAGACUUAAGCAGCAUUUGGACUCGCAGGAUAUGACCACAAGCUUUUACACAACCAAGUGGUUUUUCCAGUGUUUCCUUGAUCGUACUCCCUUUACAUUAAGCCUCAGGAUCUGGGAUAUCUACAUACUUGAAGGAGAGCGGAUUCUCACUGCUAUGUCUUACACCAUCCUGAAACUACACAGAAAGCAUCUGAUGAAAUUACAAAUGGAAGAGCUUGUAGAAUUCCUGCAGGACUCUUUAGCCAAGGAUUUCUUCUAUGAAGAUGACUUUGUAAUAGACCAGCUCCAAAAUUCUAUAUCAGAAUUGAAACGAGCAAAGCUGGAUUUGCCAGUAGCUGGUAAAGAAGAUGAAUUUCCAAAGAAGCCACUGGGGCAGAUUCCAUCAGGACCUCAGCCUGCUGUGCUUAACUCUACUCCAAUGCUUAAUGGACAAAACAGCACUGGGACACAAGCAACAAGUAAGACAGAGAGGAGACCAUCCCAAGGAGAAGAGCUAGAAAGUUCACCGAAUAACCUAAAAAGAAUUAAUUCAGUGGAAAAGAAACCUUCCUUGAAACAGCAAAAGCCUCGACCAACAGAGACGCAAAGUAGUAUGCCUGCGAGUGAGGCAGAUACCAGAAGAAAGCCUCAGCCAACAGAGCAGGACAACUCGAGACAGUAUAAUAAUGCAGCUGCUAAUCAAAAUUCUAAUGCUACUUCGAAUACAAGAAGGGAAUUUGUACCUAAGUGGAAUAAACCGUCUGAUAUCAAAAUAAUUGAAAAGACAAUGAAACUUAGUGCAGAGGUGAAAGGAAGGCCAAUAAACCAUUCGGUUUUGGGCCCACCACCAAGUCCUGGAGAAAUGCAGCCUUUGAAUGUAAAGCAGAAGAUGAGGGUUUUGGAUGCUGAUGAAGGUAAGCGAGGGUCUAAUGCAUCUCAAUAUGACAAUGUUCCAGAAGGUGACACUGAGAAUGAGAAUCUUGUUGAAGAGAUGCUUGAGAGAGCUCAUCCCCAGAGCCCUAGGCACGUGACAUAUUCUAAUAGUCCAAGAAAGCAAAAUGAAAAGAUACCACCUCCAUUAAAAAUACCCAAUAAUUACACCUUCACUUCACAACCCAGACCUCCAAAAUAUCCAUCGCAAUCUGAUGGACCACCUCAUGGACUGAAUGUAAAACAGCCGCUGCCAUGUUAUAGUAAUCCGCCUACUUACCAUGGAAAUUCUCCAAAGCAUGUUCCCAAUAUAGGCAAUACAAGUUCUGUACCUCUCCAUUAUCAUGGGAACCGAACCAGCCCUUCUGGUAGGCCAUAUGGUCCUUUUGUGUCUGUAGAUUAUUCUCCAGAUAAACCACAAAUGAAUUCCUAUCCUGCCAGUCGCCAAAAUCCUCUUUCCUCAACCCCUGGUCAGAUAGAAGUAGCUCCUGUUGAUGCUUAUACCAGCAACUCAAGAUCCCCCACAGGUGUCAAAUUCAUAAUCCCUCCAGUGGAUUAUUUACCAGAAGAACGAAAGUGGCCAGAUGCAGCCUAUAUUUACAGACACGAACCCUACAGGCAGCCCUGGAGCCAAGAUGUUAACAAGGGCCACUUGGAUAAUUUCCAGAAAUAUCAGCAUUUUCAGCCAACACCUUUUCAAGACUAUGGUCUUCCUGCUGUUUCUGUGGAUGCUCCAAUAAGAUACAGGACUUCACCAACCUUUGAAGAGCACGGUUCGCCACAAUACCAAUAUCCAAACCCAGCAGCUCAAGCCCAACAUUAUCGAAAUCGAAAUGAUGGGUUGUCCAUGCAUGAGUCUGUGCUCCUCUGAGAAGCUGCCUGUGCUAGGCAAAAUGGCAAGAACCAAACGCAAGUUAACAUGACUGUGGUAGCAGUAAUCCACCUCAGUUCUGUGAAAUGCAGACAGUUCGUGUGACUCUCAAAAAUAACACUAUUUCAAAGGUGUUUCGGACUUUAAUUGAAGGCUUGUUGAGUUCUUAGACUUGCACCGGAGCUGUUGAAGGUGACCUGAUGCACACAGACAUAGCAAUAAGAUCAUACACAUGAUGUGGUUAAGACUGUCGUUGUUCCUAACAUUUAAAUAACUGGUGUUACGAUCUUUCUGCCUAAAAUCUGUAAUACAUUGACAAGUUUUAUGUUGACUGACUUUGUUAAUGCACUGUAUAGAUGUGUGUAUGUGCACAGGUGAGUGCACACUUAGAAUACACAAACACAUAGGGAAAAGAGCUAAAGAGUUUAAAUGUAAAUGCAUUUAACUUUGGGCAAAGCUUGUGAAGUACUUUUAUUUCAUAUUAAUUUUUCUGUGUAAUUUAUUUGAGAAGCCAUUCAUUUUGAAUGGCAAUUUCUGUCGUUUUUAUACAGCUGCCUCAGCAUCCCAGUGUCUGUUCUGGGCAGGAGAGAUGCUUUGGGAUUAUUAAUUUAAUCUUAUGUGAGAGUUAAUUUCUUCUCCUUUGACUACUGUUUGUCGUUUUCCUCCGCAAGAAGGAGCAGGCAGGCAAAAGCAGAAAGCCAAAAAAUGUCUCUGAUCUGGCUAAGAAAUGGUGCUUAGAAUUUGUGACAGUCUUUAGUUUUUCAGGUGCAUCGAGAGUGGGGAAUUUUUACCUUCUCACCUAAAUCUACCUUCAGAUUGUUGUUCUAUAUGGUGAGAGUAACGCCAGAUGCAGAAAUGGUGCUGCACCCAUCGCUUUUUGCUGUGCUGUCAAACUAAAUAAAAAGGGUAUCGGAGAACAAGCAGCUCCAUGACAUUUGUAAAAUACAGGCAGGAGUCUGAGAGUUGGUCGAAGCUUGAGAUUCUCCGAGCUGUCUGAGGAUGCAGUGCCCCUUCUCUUCAAUUUUGGCACGUUUUGCCCCUUUUUUACCCCAAAGAGCCGGUGUGUUCAUGCCCAUUACUGCGCAGGCGCUGCUGCGGAGAGACCGCGCCGUGUUUUACACUAGAAUGAUCCUGUUAAUAGGAAGCUUAGACUCCUGGUAAUGUAAUUCUUUUGUUUUAAUUGGUGUUUGCAGCCUUUUCUACUUCAUGUUUUCCUUUCCUUGACUGUGAAUCGCGGGUAUAAAUCUUUUAAAAGGCAGGUGAAGCGGCACAUGUAGGAUGCACCGAGCUCUUGUUGGAAGCAAUGGGAGCGGAGACAGACGAGGGGCUCGCCUGAAGAGGCCCUUGGAGUGCUUAGCAGAGAUUUUUCUAAUACUUAAGUACCAAACAUUGGUAUCAAGACCAUUUUUGUAUGGUUUGGAAGGUUGUCCUGUUAUCUUUUUGUUCCGUAAGGUUUCUUAACUGAAAACAUAGAAAUCGAUAAUUUUAUUUCCUUUAAAGAAUGAGCUUUAGUGCCUAUUACUGCUGCAGGUUGGCUCUGUAAGUUUUAAGGUACAGAAUUAAAACAAUUUUUACAAAUGGAAGUAACAUUUACGUAGUAUAUUUCAAAACCUUUUUUUUUUUGGUGUGUGUAUAUAAUGUGUCUGAUGUAAUUUUUAAUGAACUGGGCAAUUUUAUAUUUUAAAAAUGGCAAACUGCAGCGAAGUAACAGUAGCAAAGCACUACACUGAAACUCUGAACUAAAAUCGUGAAGGUAAAUAUGAUUUGGGCUUAACUUAGUUCUGAUUGCUUCCAGCAGCUUAGAAAUGUAUGUAUAUAAUAUUGUGGCUAAAUGUAAUAAUCUCAGUGUUUAAUGAUGGUUCUGUAAUUCAUAACUAAGUUGUACAAUUUAUUUGUGCAAGCAACGCAAGGCUCCAAAUAUGUAUCAGCAUUAGUAAAUACUGUAGAUUUUUAUAUAUAAAAUAUAUACACACUAUUUUCUUAUGUCAUCCGCAACAGUUUUAUAACUGUGUAUCCUAUUUUGAUGUGACUGUAUUUUUAACAUGUUAAAAUAAUAAUAAUUAAGCUUA
Molecule: messenger RNA, 6545 nt
Organism: Columba livia (rock pigeon)
Lineage: Eukaryota; Metazoa; Chordata; Aves; Columbiformes; Columbidae
Gene: USP6NL
Product: USP6 N-terminal like
Exons: 14
Coding region: 1882-4476 (864 amino acids)
Source: RefSeq, a predicted model, not a curated record